AGGUUAUGAAACAAAGAACUUCAAAAAGAUGGCUUUUAGCCUUUUUGUUUUUGCCCAGAUGGGUUUUCAAGGGAGAAUGAUUGGCAUGUUCAAAACAGCCACUUACUUCUCAAUUAAGGCUCAUUAUCAAAUUACUAGUUGUGUUUGUGUAUGGGGAAGAUGAAGAAGAAGACAAUCCCUUGCUUCAUAAUGGAGUUGUGUGCAAACAAGGCAUUUCCUUUGCUUCACAACUUCCCUGUGUAAAGAUAGAGAUACAUAUAAACUUCAGAAACUGUUUCAGAAAUUUGAAAGAUAUCAAAAUCAAACACUGUUCAUUGUGAAAUCCUGUUCAGAAAAUUAUAAGCUAGAGAUUUAAGCAUAUGGAAACUUUGACUAGUCAAAGAAGAGUGAGUUUUUCUGAUUCAGGACAACAAAAAAGGGAUCCCACCAUCAAACCUAGAGACGGAAUUCCACAGAAAAAAACAAGAUCUUUCAAAGAGGAUAAAAAAGAGUCUAAGAAGUUACAAUGGUAUUUUUCAAACCAAAUGAAUGAGGAUUAUGAUUCAAAGAAUAUAGAGUUUGCAACUGCAGUUGCAUCAGCUGCAUUUGCAAUUCGCUCUAAAGAAGAAACAGAUUUACAAUAUCAGAAAAAGAAGAGAGAAAGCAUGGAAGCCUCAAUAACAAAGGUUAAAAGUAGAAAAGAUGACACAGCUGCAUUUGCUCCCAGAAUAACAAGACCAUUAUCUAAAAAGGAAACACAAACAACCAAUCCUGGUCAAUCUUCAAUAAAGAGGCCAAUGGAGCAGGAAAAGAGGGAAUCAGUGACUGGAAUUCCUAAACCUCCGGCACCGCCGAGACGAAGCCUCAUACCAAGUAGAGCAGAUGUGUGGGAGAGAAAUAAGAUGGAGAGGAUUAGUAAAAGGUAUCUGAAGAUAAAAGCUUCAAUUCUUGCCUGGGAAAAUGAGAAAAAAAUGCAUGCGAAACUUCAUAUGGAAAAGAAAAAGGAUGAAUUGGAGCGCAAAAAGGCGCUGUUCCAGCAAUAUUACCAUGAAAACAUUGCACGAAUUGACCAGAUUGCGGGGGGAGCAAGGGCACACCUGGAAGAGAAGAGAAAAAGGGAAGAGAAAAAAGCAAGAGAAACAGCCAACAGAAUCAGAUCAACUGGACGACUUCCUGUGACGUGUUUCUGCUUCCAGUAUCACUAAGAAAGAUUUGGUCUUGCGAACACAGAAACAUGAAAUCAUGCAACUUCUAUUUACUUACAUUUCAUCUAACCAGUUCUAAUCCAAAAUCACUCUCAAGUCAUUGUGCUGUGGUGUAAACUGUAUCGUAUGCUUCUUUCUUUGUGGCCACAAACACUCGAAGAAUGAUAUAUCUCAUUGCAUGUACAUAGAUAAGCACAGCUUUAAUCUUAAACACUUCAGACAAUAAUCAUGCAUAAAAUAAUUGAAGAAAAAAUAUACAAGUACAAGGUUUUUACAUA
Messenger RNA from Cucumis melo (muskmelon), 1462 nucleotides. RefSeq names its product remorin. The coding region runs from base 360 to 1184 and encodes 274 amino acids. NCBI's taxonomy places the organism in Eukaryota, Viridiplantae, Streptophyta, Magnoliopsida, Cucurbitales, Cucurbitaceae. The record is from RefSeq and is a predicted model, not a curated record. The transcript has 6 exons.